Molecule: messenger RNA, 1046 nt
Organism: Sinocyclocheilus rhinocerous
Lineage: Eukaryota; Metazoa; Chordata; Actinopteri; Cypriniformes; Cyprinidae
Product: peptidyl-prolyl cis-trans isomerase A-like
Exons: 5
Coding region: 285-1046 (253 amino acids)
Biological process (GO): protein folding; protein peptidyl-prolyl isomerization; intracellular transport
Cellular component (GO): cytoplasm
Molecular function (GO): peptidyl-prolyl cis-trans isomerase activity; cyclosporin A binding
Source: RefSeq, a predicted model, not a curated record
UUUCAUUUGCAGAAUUGGCAGAGAGUUCAUCGGAAUUUGCAUUUGGUAAAAAAGAUGAUAAUUUCACGUGGUCAGGCGCAGGAGCCACCGUCUCUGGAAGCACAGCGAAAGAAGUUUCUCUGCCAGAGGUGGAGGUGAGGUCCGGUGAGGAGGAUGAGGAGAUCCUGUUCAAAGAAAGAGCCAAACUCUACCGCUGGGACCAUGAGUACAAUCAGUGGAAGGAGCGCGGCGUGGGAGACAUCAAGAUCCUCUUCCACCCUGUGAAGAAGCUCUACCGCCUGCUGAUGAAACGUGAGCAGGUGUUAAAAGUCUGCGCCAACCACGUCAUCAGCCAGAGCAUCGAGCUCAAGCCCAUGAACACCUCGCCUAAUGCGCUGGUGUGGACCGCCACAGACUACUCAGAGGGAGAUGGGAAAGUCGAGCAGCUGGCGGCCAAGUUCAAGACUCCAGAACUGGCGGAGUCCUUUAGACGAGCAUUGACCGACUGCCAGAGUCGCAUGUUGCAGGCUGACUCCGCUCAGAUGUCUUCCGCCGAGGCGCUGUCACGAGAGUCCAACCCUGUGGUGUUCUUCGACAUCACCAUAGAUAACAAGGAUGCUGGGAGAGUCGUCAUGGAGCUCUUCGCUCACAUCGUGCCCAGAACGGCGGAGAACUUCCGGGCUCUGUGUACGGGAGAGAAGGGCUUUGGUUACCGCCGGUCCAUCUUCCACAGGAUCAUCCCAGACUUCAUCUGUCAGGGUGGUGAUAUCACCAACCAGGAUGGGAUGGGAGGAAAAUCCAUCUACGGAGGGAAGUUUGAGGAUGAGAGCUUCGAGGUGAGGCACACGGUGCCGGGGCUGCUGUCCAUGGCCAACCGCGGCAGAGACACCAACAACUCGCAGUUCUUCAUCACCCUCAAGAAAGCAGAGCACUUGGACUUCAAGCACGUUGCCUUCGGAUUCGUCAAAGACGGCAUGGAUGUGGUGAGGAGAAUCGGAGAGCUGGGCGCUAAAGACGGGAAACCCACAAAAACCAUCACCAUCUCAGACUGUGGACAGAUUAUGUGA